GUUCGAUGGUAAUAAUCAGAUAAUGCAGCCCGAAUAAUCUUGUAAAGGGUAUGCUGUCAUGAUUGGUGGAUCGUAUUACAUAAUCAUACCGCAGGGACGUCGUAACUAGUAGCAUGAAACAAUAAACUCUUGCUACUGCCCCCGUCGAUUUCUCUAUGGAUCGACCAUUCGCCGACUCUACCACCAUUUACGAAAACUCCAACAUAUGAUGGAGAACCUUCACGAACCGCCGCAGCCAGGCCCCUCCCAAUUGGCCGGUCCCAUGGCCCAGGGUUUAGGACGCGGCGCACCACCGCAGCCCCAGCAGCUGCCUCCUCAGAUGUUCACAACUGCUGCGCAAUUAUUAGAUCUCACCGAUAAGAAGCUUCUCGUAUGCCUAAGAGAUGGCCGCAAGUUAACCGGAGUCCUAAGAAGCUGGGACCAGUUUGCAAACCUAGUACUUCAAUCUACUAUCGAGCGCAUAUAUGCCACGACGUCCGACCCCGCAGAGACCCAGCCCAAGGGCCUCUAUGCCGACCAAUCCCAUGGCAUAUUCUUAGUUCGAGGCGAGAAUGUGCUUCUGCUUGGGGAGAUUGACCUGGACAAAGAUGAUGAUCCACCGCCAGGAUUCGAGAAGGCCGAGUUUGGCGUGGUAGAAAAGCUAGCGAAGGAACGACGAGCGGUGGAGAGGGCCAAGGAAAAGAAUAAGCUUAAGAAACUCGCCACACUCGGAUUCGAAGGAGAGAAUAUGGGCGAGAUCUUGCUUUAGAUGGAGACAAGACGAGACUAGAGACCAACUGGGAUCAGACAAAUCGUGCCACGUUGAAGAGAAAAGGAAGAAAUACGCCGUGUGGAAAUAGAUACAUCCGCAAUGGCAGGAGGGACAGAAUAUUGUGAAAUGUCUCUUCUUCGUCAAUCCCUCCACUAGACCAACGGUCUUAUGGAUGGGGAUUGACAGUUAGGAA
Messenger RNA from Annulohypoxylon truncatum, 944 nucleotides. RefSeq names its product Sm-like ribonucleoprotein. Bases 206 to 748 code for a protein of 180 amino acids. Gene Ontology annotation, molecular function: RNA cap binding. Gene Ontology annotation, biological process: deadenylation-dependent decapping of nuclear-transcribed mRNA. Gene Ontology annotation, cellular component: P-body; Lsm1-7-Pat1 complex. The record is from RefSeq and is a predicted model, not a curated record. The transcript is spliced from 4 exons. NCBI's taxonomy places the organism in Eukaryota, Fungi, Ascomycota, Sordariomycetes, Xylariales, Hypoxylaceae.